AUGUCAUUUUCCAUCUUCAGACAAGAGUCGGCCCCUCCCCCGCCUGCUCCCAUCGUCAUCAACAAGUAUUCAGACGAGCGGCUCAGAUUCAUAGUGAAAUCCAUGAGUGAGAGACUGGAGCUCUACAAGGAGAAAGUGACUGAUCAAUAUGCUUCCUCCCCAGAGAUCAGCCCUCCUGUCACGGAGGCCAAAGAGGAGAAAAAAGAGGAGAAGGGUUUGAAGACCAAGUUAAAAGAGGCCGCCUGGUAUUCGGUGGACAUUGUGCUGAAGCCAAUGGAGGCCCUGAUGGACCCGGUGCUGGGGAAUACCAUCGACCCUUUCACAGACCGCCGCUACAUCGCCUGGUUGAGCUUGGUGACGAUGGCCUUUAACUACAACACCUGGUUCCUCACGGCCCGCCUGUGUUUCCCGUACCACACCGAGAGCGCCAUGCCUUACUGGUUCGCCAUGGAUACGCUGGCCGACCUCAUCUACCUCACAGACUCCAUCUUCUUCCAGGCCCGCAAACAGUUUGUCAAAGGAGGCGACAUCAUAAAAGACAGAGAGGUGACAAAGAACAACUACAGAAAUUCGGAUAGAUUCCUGCUGGACACCAUCUCCGCCAUGCCAUUCGACUUGCUGUACUUCCAGUUUGGAUUCAAAUCCAUUUUCAGAUUCAAUCGCCUGCUGAAGGCGGAUACAUUUUUUGAGUUCAGCGAUCGUCUAGAGAGCAUCAUGACCAAGGCUUACAUAUGGAGAGUGAUUCGGACCAUCGGAUAUCUUCUCUUCAUGCUCCACAUCAACGCCUGCUUGUACUAUGUGGCUUCAGACUACCAGGGCAUCGGGGGAACUAAAUGGGUCUACUCCGGUCUGGGAAGUGCGUACCUGCGUUGUUACUACUAUGCUGUCCGCAGCCUCAUCAACAUCGGGGGUCUUAACGAACCCCAUACCGUCUUUGAGAUUACCUUUCAGAUGACUAACUUUGUUGUGGCCGUCUUUGUGUUCUCCAGUUUGAUUGGACAGAUGAGAGACGUCAUCGGUGCAGCCACAGCGGGACAGACCUACUUCAGAUCCUCCAUGGACGGCACCGUGGACUACAUGGUGAACAACCACAUCCCCUCCUUGGUGCAGAACCGAGUCCGCACCUGGUACACCUACACCUGGGACGCACAGGGCAUGCUGGACGAGUCUGAGCUGCUGGACAAGAUGCCUCUGGUGAUGAGAACCGCAAUUGCUGUUGACAUCAACCUGACCACCUUUCAGAAGAUAGAUCUUUUCAAGGGCUGUGACCAGCAGAUACUGGUGGACAUGUUACUGAGGCUCAAGUCUAUCGUCUAUUUACCUGGAGACUUUGUCGUAAAGAAAGGCGACAUCGGCAAAGAGAUGUACGUCAUCAAAAGUGGAGCGGUGCAGGUGGUGGGAGGACCUGACAACAGCAUCGUGUUCGUCACACUGAAGGCCGGCUGCGUGUUCGGAGAAAUCAGUCUGUUACAAUCCUCCAAAGAUGGAGGGAACAGGCGGACAGCUAACGUCAAAGCCUACGGCUUCGCCAACCUGUUUGUCCUGGAGAAGAAGGACCUGUUUGACAUCCUGGUCCACUACCCGGAGUCUCGGAAAGUGUUGGCCAGGAAGGGAAAGAAACUCAUGAAGGCGAAGGGUCCAGCAGCAGCUAAAGCCGAAGAGGAAAAGAAGAAAGGCCUGGCGCUGUCCGGACCCAGACCCCCCACCCCAUAA
This is a messenger RNA of Cyclopterus lumpus (lumpfish), 1713 nucleotides long. Its product is annotated as cyclic nucleotide-gated cation channel beta-3-like. Gene Ontology annotation, cellular component: plasma membrane; intracellular cyclic nucleotide activated cation channel complex; photoreceptor outer segment. The record is from RefSeq and is a predicted model, not a curated record. Gene Ontology annotation, molecular function: intracellularly cAMP-activated cation channel activity; protein-containing complex binding; intracellularly cGMP-activated cation channel activity. Gene Ontology annotation, biological process: monoatomic cation transmembrane transport. Bases 1 to 1713 code for a protein of 570 amino acids. NCBI's taxonomy places the organism in Eukaryota, Metazoa, Chordata, Actinopteri, Perciformes, Cyclopteridae. The transcript has 13 exons.